UUCGCUCAUCCCCAUCCGCGGCCGGCGCCGGAGGAAAUCCGCCGCUUUGCGCAACGAUGCACGGCGCAGAGAUGGAUACAGCGGAGGAAUAAGUGGGACCUGGCGCUUUCUACUGCGAGGUGCCUUGGAUAGGGACGGAGGCGUCCAGGACCGGCGAUCCUCUUGCGACGGCGCGUCGUCCUUGGAUCGACAAUCAGCGCAUGCCGUAUACAUCGACGAGAUGUGUCCCAUACAUGCAGGGAGAAGAAGUCAGUCCGAUUCGGCGCAUUCCACUCCCGCGAACGAAAGCAGCCAAGUUGUCGUUGGUGCUGGGCCGUUUGAGUGCGGUUGGCGCCGCGGAGUCGAGUCGCAAACGGCCCAGCCCAUCCCCUUUUGCUUCCGUGCGCCACAGCCAUUUCCGACAACGUUUUUGGCGUUGCUGAGCAACUUGUGAAGCAAUUUCUCUCGAUGCUAACACUAAUUUCCGGUAGGAAAAAGUCGGCAUCGUGGCCAUUUUCAACGUCGUGGGAUCGACCGAUGAUGGCGCUGUCGUCGCUGACAUCAGACACGAUGUCCGUCAUCACGAGCUUCCUCAAGGUCGGGUCGAUCUUGAGCCUUGGAGCUACAUCCAAGACCAUGCACUCCAUCGUCACAGGGGCGGUCCUGUGGGAGGACCUGUGCAUCCGGGACUUCCGCAUCAACCCGCAUUCGUUCCCCCGCACCGCGACAGGAUGGUUGCAGCUGUACAAGAACAUGAAAGCUCCUAUCGUUUUAACGUGGGGAGAGAACGGAAACGGCCGCUUGCGACAACCAGAUCAACCGUCGUGGGGCAGGGUGCGGUCGCCGACGCCGAUCGAUACAACCGACAUUGGGCCGAUUGCAGCGAUGGCGUGCACGGGAUGGGGCAUGCACGCGCUGAAUCAAAAGGGUGACGUGUGGUUUUGGGGUGCAUUGGACGAAUAUUCCAUUCAAACGACGGGGUCGAGGGUGCCGCUGCCCGAGCCGUGCCGCUCCAUCUGCGGGGGCCGAUCCUAUGGGUGCGCGCUCGGCGACAGCGGCGCCGCGUACGUGUGGACGUCCGCGCGAAAUGCGUAUUCUGCGGCCAAGUUCACCGUGCAAGUGACCAACUGCACGCCCACGGAAGACUGUCGCCAUGUCAAAGCCAAGGCGAUCGCGGCGGGAUGGAGCCACGUCGCGCUGCUCCUCGCAGACGGGUCGAUCAAGACAUGUCACGUCGAAACCAUCCACUCGAUCGCUCAGACCAAGGCGUUUUCGAUUGCGUCGGACCCGCGUGACCCCAUUGACCGCUUGGUCGCGGGCUGUGACUUCACCGUGGCGCUGUCCAAGCGCGGCCUCGUCUACUUGUGGCACGAAAUUGGGCAACCGCCGACGUCCGAGUCCCUCCAUUUCGACACAAACGACAAGCUAGGGCUGCAUGGAGCCCGGUUCUCCCACAUGUCUGCGCGUUUGCACCACCUCGCGCUCGUCGACGGCGCAACUGGGCGCCUACGUAUGUUUGACCUGAACCGGGGUCGAGAAAUCACGUCGACAUGGAUGGACUCGACACGGGAAAUCGCCAAAGUCUCGCACGGCGACUGGCACGGCGGCGCGUUGCUCACGAACGGCCAAGUGUGGACUUGGGGCAACGGGUCGUGUGCCCUUGGUUUGGGCACGGAAACCCAACGGCAAGUGGACGAGCCGCAACAGAUUCACCGUGGGCUCGAAGGGCUGUUUGUGUUUGAUAUUGCGUUUGGGGGAUGGCAUUCCGCGGCGCUGGCGUUUCGAAUCUAGGCCGAGCGUCGUGCGCCAUCGCGAUGCCGUCGAUGGCGCUCUUCUAAGAUGAAUGUCAUCCAGUUCGACGAGAAAAUGACGAGGGAGCACGGACAGGGCGCACACCCAUGGCGUGACGAUGACUGCCUUGCAUGCUACCACGAACAUGAACACCGUGUCCCGGUAAAAGAGUCGGUGAGGCCAAGUCGGAGCAGUGACGUGCUCGUCGUGCGGUGAAGUCGGUCCCGACGGCACUUGGUCCAAUGGGUAUUUUGUAGUGGGUGAACGAGUUCACCCUAGAGAGCUUGCGGUGGUUCAACCUCGCCGCCUGCGGGCCACGGGUUGCGCGC
Molecule: messenger RNA, 2099 nt
Organism: Aphanomyces invadans
Lineage: Eukaryota; Oomycota; Saprolegniomycetes; Saprolegniales; Verrucalvaceae
Exons: 1
Coding region: 448-1770 (440 amino acids)
Cellular component (GO): cytoplasm
Molecular function (GO): protein binding; guanyl-nucleotide exchange factor activity
Source: RefSeq, a predicted model, not a curated record